This is a messenger RNA of Pundamilia nyererei, 1377 nucleotides long. Its product is annotated as protocadherin beta-16-like. Gene Ontology annotation, molecular function: calcium ion binding. Gene Ontology annotation, biological process: homophilic cell-cell adhesion. The record is from RefSeq and is a predicted model, not a curated record. Gene Ontology annotation, cellular component: plasma membrane. The transcript has 2 exons. The coding region runs from base 109 to 1377 and encodes 422 amino acids. NCBI's taxonomy places the organism in Eukaryota, Metazoa, Chordata, Actinopteri, Cichliformes, Cichlidae.
CUGUUCGGGUUUAUAAGAAGCACUGCAAGGAAUUCUAUACCUGCUUACACCGUUUGAUUCUUAUAAUUGGAAUGCGAACGAUUUUUUUUCUGUCUUCAUAUUCUCUCCAUGACAAAUGCUUCUUUUUUUAGUGGAGAAGGAACGGAAAUCGGGUCUUGCAGAACAAUGAGACGGCAAGUACUGUUGUUUCUCUCAGCCCUAUGUCUCAAAUACGUGCUCGGGCAGGUCAGCUACUCCAUUCCCGAAGAAAUGGCCAAAGGCUCUGUAGUUGGAAACAUAGCUCAUGAUUUAGGUUUAGAUCUUAAAAGGUUGAAAUCAGGUAACGCUCGCGUUUACACGGGCGGCGGUGUAGAAUACAUCGGGCUGAAUAAAGAAAGGGGGGUCCUGCUUGUCGAGCAGCGGAUAGACAGAGAGGCUUUAUGCGGAGAGACGACGCCUUGUGCCUUACAUUUCCAGUUAAUUUUGGAAAAUCCAAUGGAACUGUUUCGGGUAACAGUGGAGAUUACGGACAUAAAUGAUAAUACCCCCACGUUUACCAAUUCAGAAAAACGUUUCGAAAUUAGCGAGUCCGCUGUGAUAGGAUCGAAAUUCGUGUUAGAGAAAGCAGUAGAUUCCGACAUAGGCAUGAAUGGUUUACAACAGUACUCACUUGCUCCAAGUGAUCAUUUUGUAUUAAAACUAGAAAGUCAGCCAGACGGAACUAAAAAGGUGGAAAUGGUUCUACAGAAGCCUUUAGACCGAGAAAAGAAGGAUUAUUUGUCCCUGCUGUUAACUGCCAUGGAUGGAGGAGAGCCGCAGAUGUCAGGGACAAUGCAGAUAUUUGUCACUGUAUUAGAUGUGAAUGAUAAUGCACCGACAUUUGCCAAACCGUUAUAUAGAGCAAAACUGCAGGAAAAUUCUCCUAAAGGCACCAGUGUUACAACUGUAAGUGCAUCUGAUAAAGACAUCGGUUCAAACGGAAAAUUAUCAUAUCUGAUAUCUACAAGCAAACGUGUUCUAUCUGAACUGUUUAAUAUCAAUCCAAAGACUGGUGAAAUUAUCCUAGUCGGGGAAAUAGAUUAUGAAAAAGCAAACUCUUAUCAAAUUGAUAUUGAAGUUGUAGACAGCGGUGGGCUCUCUGAUUCAGCGAAAGUGAUAGUUGAUCUCAUUGAUGUAAAUGACAAUAGUCCUCAAAUAAACAUCGUUUCUAAAUCAGAGUCCAUAUCAGAGAACUCACCAACAAAUACUGUAAUUGCUAUGUUAAGCAUAAACGAUCCAGAUUCCGAGAAUAACGGGAAUGUUGUGUGUGAUAUAAAUGAUAGCAUUCCCUUCAAAAUACAGACUACUGUAAAUGGGUUUUAUACCCUAGUUAUGGAGUUUUUACUAAGAACCAACUAG